This is a messenger RNA of Condylostylus longicornis, 2518 nucleotides long. Its product is annotated as probable cyclin-dependent serine/threonine-protein kinase DDB_G0292550. Bases 213 to 2333 code for a protein of 706 amino acids. Gene Ontology annotation, cellular component: nucleus; cytoplasmic ribonucleoprotein granule. The record is from RefSeq and is a predicted model, not a curated record. Lineage: Eukaryota; Metazoa; Arthropoda; Insecta; Diptera; Dolichopodidae. Gene Ontology annotation, molecular function: mRNA binding; RNA endonuclease activity. The transcript is spliced from 5 exons.
UCGUAAAUGAGACAUUGUAUUUUUGUUUUGAGACUUUCACAAUUCGGAAAUCUUUAAUUUUUUAAGAAAAUAUCGUUAUUUGAGCUUUCCAAAUUUUUUAUUUAAAAAAGUUAAUUUGGUAAAACUUAGUCUAACUUGAAAAAGACCCUUAUUUUACAAAUUUGUAGAGUUGAGUAAGGUAUUUCUUUUUAUAGAGGUCAGAAGGUGUGAUUAUGAAACGCAGAAGAAGAUCAAACAAAUUAAAUAACCAGUCUUCGCAAAAUUCGGUUAACAAGUCCAGAAGAAAAAGAAGGAUAACUAAGUUUAAGAAUGGUAAACUAUCAAAGGUUACAUUGAUCAGAAAAGGGAGAAACAGUUUAAAAAACCAAAAUGAAGCUCAGAAAGAAAAAAGUUUAACUUGGUCCAAUGAGAAUACGAGAAGUUCUCAAAAAAGCAUUUCAAAUGUUACGUUGGGUAAAUUUUUACCGAAUAAUGAUUCAAGCUCAUCGACUUUGGCUUCAUUAGAUCAAUCGUUUGAAACUGCAAGCACUAGCGGAAUUAGUAAGCGGAAACUAAAACAACAACUAAGAAAAAAUAUAAUACAAACAAAAAAAUUAAAAAAAAAUUCAUCCACUAUGGAUGAUUGCAUUUUAAUUGAAGUACCUGAAGAAGUUAUCGUAAUCGAUGAUGAUGAUAAUGAAGGUGUAGAAUCUUUAUCAAAAACACCUAUUUUAGUGCAAAAUGAUUUAAACCAAUCGAAUUCUAAAAAUCAGAAUAAUGAAAAUGGUUUAACAAAGAAGAACGAAAAUAUAAACAUCGAAAAUGAUAGUGGAAUCCAAAAUAUAAAUGAUGCAAACGACAUAUCUAAGAAUUUUGAUAAAAUGUUAUUAUUAACUGAAAAUAAUGAAAACACAACAUCUACAAAUAUAAUAGAGAAAAAUUUGAAGAACAUACCUACUCAAAAUGAAGACAUUAUUCGUGCGGAAAAUGAAUCUGUGAUAGUAAUCGGGAACGAAACAAAUUUUAGUGAUUCAGUUAAUGUUACAACCACUGCAGUUAUACCACCAUUAUAUGAAGUUUCAAAAAUAAAUUCAGAAAUUUUAGGGAAUAAGAAGGUUGUUAUAGGUAAAGAAAUAUAUAGUGUAAUUGAUAGUACUGGAGUAGAUCAGACAGAAAAUUCCAUUGAGGAAAGUUCAAAAUUAGGAGAAAUAAUUUCGUUAUCGAAUGAAAAUAAUGUCAGUAAUAUUGAAAGCCCUCUUGCAGCAAACCAUUCGACUCCUAAAAAUGGUACAAACCCAAAUAAUAUUAAUUAUAUUCCUCUUUCUCGUCCUCCUCUUGAAGGUCGGUCUAACAUUCACAAACCACCUUACUUAAGCCGUUAUAAGAAAAAAUUACUUUUGAAAAAAUUAAAUAAAUCUAGACAAAGCAAAGUUAUCAAUGAUAAUGCUUCUGUACAAAAGCAGGGUACUAAAAAUUCUGUUUUUGAUAAAAAUAAUAAAAGCAUAAAUGUCGACGAUGACGAUGAUGAUUCUGUAGUAUUUGUUGGAGUAGUUAAAGAUGCCCAAAAAUCGAAUUCCGCAGAAAUGAAUUUUAUACCAUUAGAAUCACCGAAUAGCAUUAGUGUUAUAAAUAGGCAAAGGAGACGAAGAAAACGGCCUUUGAGUACUCCAUCAAAAUUACUGGUCAAUCCUUUCAAAAAAUUUAAAAUGAAUCUAGAAUCUAAUAUAAAUAGGAAUAGUACACCUAUAAGUAAAAGGAAAGUGGGGGAAAUCGUAUUUACUAAUUCGGAAAAGAAAAAAAAUGAAAAUUACAAUACAAAUACAUAUAAUCCGAACAGAAAUGAGAGCAUAAAAACUGCAGAAAAAAGAAUGAUAAUAAUUGAUGGCAGUAAUGUUGCAUUUGGCCAUGGUAAUUCCAAUUAUUUUUCAACACGUGGCCUUGAAAUAGCAAUUAAUUUUUUUGAAAAAAAAGGCCAUGAAGUAAAAGCAGUUGUACCGCAGUAUCGUUCUAAUCCAAACAAAUCAACGGAUGGUGAAAAACUAAAAGAUUUGAAUCGAGCUGGUAAAGUAGUAUUUACACCAGGAAAAAAUCUUCCAGAUUUGAAAACUUGUAGUUACGACGACAGAUUUAUCUUACAAUUAGCGUUAGAAUUUGAUGCAGCUAUUGUUUCUAAUGACAACUAUAGGGAUUUAAUUAAUGAAAAUCCAGGAUUCAAAAAAUUAAUUGAAAAUAGGGUUAUAACAUAUACAUGGUGCAAUGAUUUAUUCAUUGUAGCUAAAGACCCAUACGGAAAAAGAGGACCACCUUUAGAACAAAUUCUAUGUAGAAAUAUUGAUCCUCAACCAAUACAAUAGAUUCUAAACCGUCAUCAAAUUUGUUUAGAAUAUGUACAUAUAUCUAUACAUAUAUCAUAUAUAUAUUUCAAGAGCUUUAUAUGUGUAACAACUAGUUUACAAUAAUAUUAACUGAUUUAUAUUAAAUUAUUUAAAGAACUAAGUAAUUUAACAUGGUAAUAUUUAUAUUUUUGAACUCACCAGUU